CCCCCCCCCCCCCCCCCCAUAAGUCAUCGAACUUGUAUCUGUAUUUCAGGAAAUCGUUUGAAAAGCGAUCUUUCAAGACACUUGAGUUCUUAUCGCCGACUUCGCUCGCGGUAUCUUUCGCCUGGGAGAUACUGUUUUUAAGGCGACAUUCCAGGCUCAGCCUCGCCCCACUUUUCACCUCCAGCCGCCGUUGUCUCGCAACAAGCUAGCCCAAACACUCUUACUCGCCGUAAGAAAACACCACCAUCAAUCGACCCAGAAUAACAAUACCUAUGAUGAUGUUUUCAAACGCGGAACCGAAGCGGAAAGAUAUGACUACACGCCCAUAUAAAUGUCCCAUGUGCGACAAGGCCUUCCACCGCUUGGAACAUCAAACCCGACAUAUACGAACGCAUACCGGCGAGAAGCCACACUCAUGUUCUUUCCCAGGCUGCAACAAGAAAUUUUCACGUCUGGAUGAACUCACCAGACACUCCAGAAUACAUACCAACCCAAACAGCCGGCGCAACAAGAAUCUUUCCAAGGUUGGCAGCGAGGCGUCGCCAGGCGUCAUCGAACAGACGCCCCAAGAUCCAACUCUGGGCCCCGCGAUACUCUCAUCGAUGAUGAACAUAGACAUUCUCGCAUCAGCGGCAACAGAAGAACUCAAAUCCCCCAAAGUUGAUGUGCCUCCAAACUCUCAAUCACUUCCUUCACUCAAAGACUACUUUGGCUCAGCUGAUGCUUCCAAGUUUGGCGGGUUCACGCCCCUGGGGUCCCUGAAUAACCUACAAUACUUAUCGACCCCAAGUCGUUCCCGCGUACUCGAAGAUAGUGAUUUGGAAUAUGUGAAGCAAAAGCUCAAAAAGAGCAGGCCAAAUUCGCCAGCUAACAAUUUCAGCAUACCGACUUCGCCAAUACUUGGCCUCUCCAAUAUCAAUACUCCAAUUUUAUCCGCGAACAAUUCAUCCACCAAUUUAGCCACCUUUUUUAAACCACCAGCAGGCUUAUCGGCAAACAUCAAGAUCCCAUCGUUGGAUCGAACCCCACAAUUCAAUUCUAGCGGCCUGAAUUCCGAUUCAAACAACCUUGACAAAAACAAGGAUCAGAAUGAUUAUUCUGCCAUGACGGACUCUGCUAAACAACAAGACCCCAAUCACCUUCCCCCAUUAAGAAGCUUGAGGUUAGAUCUACCCCAAAACCUCACGAUGCAAGCAGAAUUUUGA
Molecule: messenger RNA, 1205 nt
Organism: Metschnikowia bicuspidata var. bicuspidata NRRL YB-4993
Lineage: Eukaryota; Fungi; Ascomycota; Pichiomycetes; Serinales; Metschnikowiaceae
Exons: 4
Coding region: 273-1205 (310 amino acids)
Cellular component (GO): nucleus; cytoplasm
Molecular function (GO): RNA polymerase II cis-regulatory region sequence-specific DNA binding
Source: RefSeq, a predicted model, not a curated record